CGACUGUAUCACACCUCCGCCGCCCUUCGACUCCCAUACAAAGACUCCCAAGACCGCCAAUCUCUCAAGCCUCAAUCCAACAAUGGCACGAGAUCAGGCCGAGAUGACGAUGUUGCGGCGCAAAAGGACGCUGCUUUUGACCCGUCCAAGACGAAGCCGACUCCGGAGUCGGAAAUGGAGACAGCGGGCCGCGGCAAUGAGACGAACCCUUUGAAUGCAAGCGGCGCGAAUCAAGAGUUUAACAAGCCGAUGGGAGAGGGAAAGCAGGCGCAUGAUACGGGCCCGGGUAAGGAGACGAGGAAGGGGGGGAGGAGUGGU
Messenger RNA from Trichoderma harzianum CBS 226.95, 318 nucleotides. RefSeq lists its product as hypothetical. The record is from RefSeq and is a predicted model, not a curated record. Lineage: Eukaryota; Fungi; Ascomycota; Sordariomycetes; Hypocreales; Hypocreaceae. The annotation marks the transcript as partial. The transcript has a single exon.